GGUUCUCUCUCAACUACCACCAGCAGUCCUUCGCUUUUUCUCGUUGGCUCAGUGCGCUGCGAACACGAGACAUCACCACAUGGCAGGCUAUGAGCAGGAUCCGUUUUACCUCAGAUACUACACGGGUCACUCGGGAAAGCACGGACACGAAUUCCUUGAGUUUGAAUACUCACAUGGACGGCUACGUUACGCGAACAACUCCAAUUACCGGAACGAUAGCUUGAUCAGGAAAGAGAUGUGGGUUGGACCAUUGGUGGUGAAGGAGCUUAAACGGAUCGUGGAAUCGAGCGAAAUUGUCAAGGAAGAUGACGCCAACUGGCCCAAGAAAAACAUCGUUGGCAAACAAGAGCUUGAAAUUCGUCUCGGCAAUGACCACAUUGCCUUCGAGACUGCCAAAAUCGGAUCUUUGGUGGACAUCCAAGACUCAGAAGAUCCAGAAGGUCUUCGGGUCUUUUAUUACCUUGUGCAAGAUCUCAAGUGUCUGAUCUUCUCCCUGAUAUCGCUUCAUUUCAAGAUUAAGCCUAUAUAGUGCAGUCACCGGUGGCAAUCCGGUACUGUACGUAUGCUCGUCAGUUACUUGGAAUUGCCACGGAUUGUUGAGAUCUCAAAGGAAUGUUCACGCCAAGCUUCACCGAUGUUGCGAAUGCCCGUACAGAUUCUUCUCUGUAUGUGAUGUAUUUUGUGUCGCGCACAGUUAAGAAGCCGUCUAUUUCUGAGGCAUUGGAAUGAAG
Punctularia strigosozonata HHB-11173 SS5 is the source of this 731-nucleotide messenger RNA. Its product is annotated as mago nashi. Gene Ontology annotation, cellular component: exon-exon junction complex; nucleus. Gene Ontology annotation, biological process: RNA splicing. The record is from RefSeq and is a predicted model, not a curated record. The coding region runs from base 80 to 529 and encodes 149 amino acids. NCBI's taxonomy places the organism in Eukaryota, Fungi, Basidiomycota, Agaricomycetes, Corticiales, Punctulariaceae. The transcript has 8 exons.